AUGCUACUCAUACUUUUUACCACGGCGCUCAUUGUAACUGAAACAACCAAUGGGUUCAACUGGCUAAACUAUGCCAACAACAGCUGCAUAGAGCUUAUCAAAGAAGGAGGAGAGAUUGCAUGCAAUCUUACAGGACAGGGGCAUUAUGGUGGAAUGAGUAUUGGGAAUUGCUGGGUGUAUUGCACACAACGCCAUCACGAUUUUCUCUUACCCCCAAAACAAUGUGAACGAAUAUUGAGGGUGCAGUCCUGGGCGACGUACCAGAAGAUGUUUGGUGAACUUCCGCCGUACGGAUUUGAGUUCUGCAGCGAAAGACUCGAAAAGAGCAUGAAGUACUGGGCUGAUUCCUGGAAGACAUUGCAAGCAAAAGUGAAAAGAACUAUGUGCCCAGGAGAAAAAGAAACGGCUAAAUAA
Ixodes scapularis (black-legged tick) is the source of this 414-nucleotide messenger RNA. RefSeq lists its product as uncharacterized. The transcript is spliced from 5 exons. The record is from RefSeq and is a predicted model, not a curated record. NCBI's taxonomy places the organism in Eukaryota, Metazoa, Arthropoda, Arachnida, Ixodida, Ixodidae. The coding region runs from base 1 to 414 and encodes 137 amino acids.